GUCAAAAUGCAAAUAAUGUAUGAACAGAUGCCUACUUUCUGGGUGUUUUCUUCCCUUAUACCAAUAGUUGGAGGAGUGGCGUUGGCAUCAAUGACUGAAGUCUCUUUCAAUUGGAUUGGCUUCAUCACUGCUAUGGCAGCUAACGUUACAAAUCAAUCAAGGAACGUUUUGAGCAAAAAAAUGAUGACUAGUGAAGAGGAAAGUUUGGACAUUAUCAAUCUCUAUGGAGUUUUAACAAUGAUUUCCUUCAUGUUUUUGGUUCCAUAUGCCUUACUUGUGGAGGGUGUCAAGUUUUCUCCUUCAUACCUGCAAUAUGCAGCAAGCCAAGGGCUUAAUAUUAGAGAGUUAUGUGUCAGAGCAAUUUUUUCUGCAUUCUGCUUCCAUGCAUACCAACAGGUUUCAUAUAUGAUAUUGGAGAUGGUGUCACCUGUGACACACUCAGUUGCAAACAGUGUGAAGCGUGUGGUUAUCAUUGUUUCUUCAGUCAUCUUCUUCCAAACUCCUGUCUCUCCUGUUAAUGCAAUUGGAACUGCUAUUGCUCUUGUUGGAGUUUUCUUGUACUCAAGGGCAAAGAGGAUUAAGCCUGUGCAAAAGACAAACUGAGGCACAAUAACCCUUCCAAUGAAAGGACGCACGAGGGGAGAGGGAAAAGUAAAUAUUGUAGACACAUGACAACAAUUGAUUUUUUUUUUUCUUUUCUUGGUACCACCUAUUUAUAAAUUGAAACUCAAUUUUAGUAAAUAAUAAUACAGGAGUUUAAUUGGGGCUCGUAUAACUUCUAUUAUAUGACUUUUUAAUAUAGUAUUACAAAGAGUUUAAUGGUUAUGUA
Molecule: messenger RNA, 829 nt
Organism: Vigna umbellata (rice bean)
Lineage: Eukaryota; Viridiplantae; Streptophyta; Magnoliopsida; Fabales; Fabaceae
Source: RefSeq, a predicted model, not a curated record